GCUUAUCGCUUUCUCUUGUAGGAGUGUUCUUCCUGCAUUCUUUCUCUCAAAGAGCCUGCGGAUCGCCUCCGCAGUAGUCUCUGAGCCUAGCUCACCUUUUUCUUCUUUUUUUACUCAGCAUUUGUCUUGCUGAUACCUCUUUCGCCCCCUCCAACAAGGGGUACAUUCAAGCGUGUCCCUUAGCGAUUCUAGACCGUCGUUAGUUCAAUGUGCCACCUGUGACGCCCCGUCCUGACUUCUUCCACUACUCCUUCGACCCCCGAAAUUCGAUCGUCCCUCUUUAUUCAGUCACACUUUUAAGGUCAAAGACCUUACGCUACAGCCAGCAUGAGGGUCUCUUUGCUGGCGUGGUCCCUACUCUAUCUUUUCUCGAUUCCCGCCUUAGCCGCCCCCUCCGAUAAUGUCUCUCCUAGCCAUCACCUCGUAAAGAGAGGCGACUCCGAUGUGAAGUCGGAGGGCCAGUCGACUACCUUCAAUGGUAUUGAGGUCCCGCCUAUGAAGGCUUUAACUCCCGACAACUUCGAUGACACGAUCAAGGACGGCUACUGGUUCGUCAAGCAAUACUCUCCGUCCUGCCCACACUGCCAGAAGAUUGCCCCUGCAUGGCAGACGCUCUAUGAAUUCUACUACACCUCCGAUCCUUUGUCCUCGUCGUCUUCCAAGUCAUCCAACACCGAUUCGCUGAACUCAUUCCAUGGCUUCUACAACUUCCAUUUUGCCGAGAUGAACUGUCUCGCGCAUGGCGAUCUUUGCCGGAAACUCGACGUCAAAUACUUCCCCACCUUCGCGCUGUACCACAAUGGUGAACUGGUUGAACAGUACACUGGAAAGAAGAGUAUGGAAGGGAUCAGCGAGUUCGUUGAGGAGAAGCUGGAACAGAUCAAGCCUGGUUCGCGGCCUGCCCAGGGUCUCCACCUCCCCAAGCCUGGCGACAAAGGAGUGGAUACUCAGGCUCAGCCCGAGGCGCCCGUCGCCAAAGAUAAGGAUCGUGAGGCGGGCACCAAGGCCGGAGAAAAGCACAACGAGCAGGCUGCACAGCUGGCCGAGGACGAGACACCCGCAGACAAGACGUCGUCCAAGCCCAAGCCUAAGCCUAAGCCGGCCCCAGCAAACCCCCAGGGUAUCUCUGUCCCUCUCACCGCGGAGAGCUUCCAGAAGCUGGUCACCACUACUCAGGAUCCUUGGUUCAUCAAGUUCUACGCACCAUGGUGCCACCACUGUCAAGCAUUGGCUCCCAACUGGAGAGAAAUGGCAAAGGAGAUGCAGGGUGUUCUCAACGUGGGCGAAGUGAACUGCGAUGCGGAAUCCCGACUUUGCAAAGAUGCCCGUGUCAGCGCCUUCCCGACGAUGUAUUUCUUCCGCGGCGGUGAGAGGGUCGAGUAUACCGGUCUCCGUGGCCUCGGAGAUUUGGUCAGCUACGCCAAGAAGGCUGUUGAUGUUGGAUCCGGUGUACAGGAUGUCGAUGCCACCACCUUCAAGGAGUUGGAGGAGAAAGAGGACGUCAUCUUCCUGUACUUCUAUGAUCAUGCGACCACCUCGGAAGAUUUCGAAGCUCUCGAGCGCCUGACUCUUAGUUUGGUCGGCCAUGCCCGGCUUGUCAAGACGAACAGUGCUGCUCUUGCGGAACGGUUCAAGAUCUCGACCUGGCCACGCCUCCUUGUGUCCCGCGACGGUCGCCCCAGCUACUACAAUGCGCUUGCUCCUAAGGAUAUGCGGGACUUCCGCCAGAUUCUCAAUUGGAUGCGCACUGUGUGGCUGCCCAUUGUUCCUGAGCUCACCGCCUCAAACGCACGGGAGAUCAUGGACGGCAAGUAUGUGGUCCUUGGCAUCCUGAGCCGGAAGCACUCGGACGAGUUCCUUCAAUCGAAGCGAGAGCUCAAGAAUGCCGCCCUUGAGUGGAUGGACAAGCAGACGCAGUUGUUCCAGUUGGAGCGUGCUGAGCUGCGUGACGCUAAGCAGCUGCGGAUCGAGGAAGCCGAAGACCGUAACGACCAGCGCGCCUUGCGGGCCGCCAAGAACAUGCGCAUUACCAUCCGCGAAGAUGACAAGAAGCAAGUCGGUUUCGCUUGGAUUGAUGGCGAUUUCUGGGAACGGUGGCUGAGAACCACAUACGGCAUCGACGUCGAGAACGGUGAACGCGUGGUUAUCAAUGACCAGGAUAACCGGCGCUACUGGGAUACGUCUUCCAGCGGAGCUUCUAUCAUGGCUUCCCGGACCUCCAUCCUUGAGACCAUCCCCUUGGUCAUCGCCAACCCACCGAAACUUACGCCCAAGUCCACAGUCGGUACCUUUGAGUCUGUCUUCUUCUUCACUCGGACUUUCAUCAGCGGUCACCCGAUCCUCUUCUUUAUCAUCCUGACGCUUUCGGUGGCUGGUGCUACAAUUGUAGCCCGGGGAAGGAGUCUCAGACGCGGGGCUCGUGGCGGAAUCCUCGGGGUUACUGGUAACACCGGUGGUGGUUUCUUCAACCUUGAUGGAAAGGAAGGUCUUCUGAACGGUGGAUCGACCGGCAAGGUUGAUUGAUCCCAUAAUAUGGGCAUUGUACAGUUACUUCUUUUAUACCUUUUUCCACGCCCUAAUUUCGUGUCUAUUUUGGACGUUUACUGGGUUGCUAUAUGUUUACCAGGAUCUCUAGGUUCUUCAUAUUGACGAUUCUACUCUUAUACUUUUGUCUGUUGUUUUGUCCCGAAUGGUGUUAGAAUAUGGCGCUACUGUUGUACACAAAUUCUUUUUAAAACUUUCCCUGUCUUCUAGUUGGCCAUACGCAAACGAAAAAGUGUG
This is a messenger RNA of Aspergillus costaricaensis CBS 115574, 2781 nucleotides long. RefSeq names its product putative disulfide isomerase. The record is from RefSeq and is a predicted model, not a curated record. NCBI's taxonomy places the organism in Eukaryota, Fungi, Ascomycota, Eurotiomycetes, Eurotiales, Aspergillaceae. Bases 328 to 2523 code for a protein of 731 amino acids. Gene Ontology annotation, cellular component: endoplasmic reticulum. Gene Ontology annotation, molecular function: protein disulfide isomerase activity. The transcript has 4 exons.